Molecule: messenger RNA, 3634 nt
Organism: Mustela lutreola (European mink)
Lineage: Eukaryota; Metazoa; Chordata; Mammalia; Carnivora; Mustelidae
Gene: MGRN1
Product: mahogunin ring finger 1
Exons: 18
Coding region: 179-1840 (553 amino acids)
Biological process (GO): endosome to lysosome transport; protein ubiquitination; negative regulation of G protein-coupled receptor signaling pathway
Cellular component (GO): cytoplasm; plasma membrane; early endosome
Molecular function (GO): ubiquitin protein ligase activity
Source: RefSeq, a predicted model, not a curated record
CGGGGAGGAGCGGAGGGCUGCCGUGGCGUCGCGGCCCGGGCCGAGCUGGGGGUUGGGGCUUGGAGGCCGAGGUACCCGCGGCGGUGGGCGAGUGUCCGUGUGGCCUGGUCCGGGCUAUGUCCGCGUGAGGACGCCGCUGACGCCCGCGUCCAGGCCCCGGCCCGGCUCGCCGCGCACCAUGGGCUCCAUUCUGAGCCGCCGCAUCGCGGGCGUGGAGGACAUCGACAUCCAGGCGAACUCGGCCUAUCGCUACCCGCCGAAGUCUGGAAACUACUUUGCCUCGCACUUUUUCAUGGGAGGUGAAAAAUUUGACACCCCCCACCCUGAAGGUUACCUCUUUGGAGAAAACAUGGAUCUGAAUUUCCUGGGCAAUCGCCCAGUCCAGUUUCCAUACGUCACCCCCGCCCCCCAUGAGCCAGUGAAGACACUCAGGAGCCUGGUAAACAUCCGGAAGGACUCCCUGCGGCUUGUGAGGUACAAAGAUGGUGCCGACAGUCCUUCAGAGGACAGUGAGAAACCCCGAGUCCUCUACAGCCUGGAGUUCACCUUUGACGCCGAUGCCCGGGUGGCCAUCACCAUCUACUGCCAGGCGGUGGAGGAAUUCCUGAACGGGAUGGCAGUGUACAGCCCCAAGAGCCCGGCCCUGCAGUCCGAGACCGCCCACUACAAGAGAGGGGUGAGCCAGCAGUUCUCCCUGCCCUCCUUCAAGAUCGACUUCUCUGAGUGGAAGGAUGAUGAGCUGAACUUCGACCUGGACCGGGGCGUGUUUCCAGUGGUCAUCCAGGCCGUGGUGGAUGAAGGAGACGUUGUGGAAGUGACUGGCCAUGCCCAUGUGCUCUUGGCCGCCUUUGAAAAGCAUGUCGACGGCAGCUUCUCUGUGAAACCUUUAAAGCAGAAGCAAAUUGUGGACCGGGUCAGCUACCUGCUGCAGGAGAUCUACGGCAUCGAGAACAAGAACAACCAGGAGACAAAGCCCUCGGACGAGGAGAACAGCGACAACAGCAACGAGUGUGUGGUGUGCCUGUCAGACCUGCGGGACACGCUCAUCCUGCCGUGCCGGCACCUGUGCCUGUGUAACUCGUGCGCUGACACGCUGCGUUACCAGGCCAGCAACUGCCCCAUCUGCCGGCUGCCCUUCCGGGCCCUUUUGCAGAUCCGGGCGGUGAGGAAGAAGCCGGGAGCCCUGUCCCCCGUCUCCUUCAGCCCUGUUCUGGCCCAGAGCAUGGACCACGAUGAGCAUUCAUGUCCCUUUAAAAAAUCAAAGGCGCACCCCGCCUCACUGGCCAGCAAGAAACCUAAAAGGGAAACAAGCUCUGACAGCAUCCCCCCUGGCUAUGAGCCCAUCUCCCUACUUGAGGCGCUCAAUGGCCUUCGGGCCAUCUCCCCGGCCAUCCCUUCAGCCCCCCUUUAUGAAGAGAUCACCUACUCAGGCGUCUCAGAUGGCCUGUCCCAGGCCAGUUGUCCACUUGCGGGGAUGGAUCGAAUCCUGGAAAGCAGCCACCAGAAGGGCAAGCCAAGGAGCAAAUCCCCUGACAGCACCCUGCGGUCUCCGUCGUCCCCUAUCCAUGAAGAGGAUGAGGAGAAGCUGUCCCAGGACUCAGACGCCCCUCCCCCGCUGAGUGGGGCAGGGUUGGCGCUCAGCAGCUCCCCCGAGAGCUUUGUCAUGGAGGAGGCGGACGAGGCAGCGGCCCUGAAGCAGGGGAGCCGAGUGCCAUCCUUCGAGAAUGUCCUACAGGACGGCAGCCCUGAGGCCUGCAGCCACGGCCAGCCCCGCCUGCCCGCCGAUGUCUACCUGCCAGCCCUGGGGCCUGACUCCUGCUCUGUUGGUAUAGAGGAGUAAGCUGGAUGGUCCACCUCCAUGGAGACGCCCCACAGCCUCCGUACCGCUGGCCCACCCCGGCCUGACCCUGGGGCCACUGAGCUGACCCCACUCUGAGAGCCUGGCCAGGCUGGCAGCAUGGAGCCCUUAGCUCCCCAGACUUUGCCGGGGGGCCACCAGAUUCUGCGUGACCCCUGGCCUCUCCCGUCUUGCACGCUCUGCGUGGCCGUUGGCUCUGAGGGGCCACACAACCCUUGAUUGAAGAGCACAGUGGACUGUCUCCUCUGACAAAUUCCUUUUUCUAUAGUCGAUGUAUUUGUCAAUGGUACAAGAUGAAGGACAGCAGCUUUCUGUUCUGGGCUCUGAGGUUUCCCCCAGACGUCCCAUUGGCUGAGUGGCUGGGACUGGGGCCUGACCACCCACAUGCAGCCUGGACCAGCUUCUCCCAGCACCCUAGCUACUGGGGACUUGACAUCCCAAGAACUCAGCACAAAUUCUCCGAAGAAAAGUGUAUUGGUGGGUGAAGCGGUGUCUUCACAGGAGAUGUCCUAAGGGUCUUGUUGGCCAAGGUGGAAAGGAAGUGGGGUCUGAGUCAUGGUCAAUGAAGGAAACAGUGCCUGUCCCCUACCCCCCUGUGCCUGUGUCCUUGGCAGCCUGGCUAUUGCUGUUUUGUGCCCUCUGCUGCUUCUUCCCCUUCCUGCUCCAGUCCUGGGGGGCAAGGCUGCCUCCUGUAGCUACCCCUACCCACUCAGGCCCACUCAGCCUUGGGGGCUGGGGGCUUGGGGCUGGGUCUGACUGAGGGGCCAAGACAGCAGGUAGUGACCGGUGGCCCCUCUUGGCCCUGCACACCUUUUCUGAAGUGGCUUUGCUCAUGUGGCAGGUGCCUGCCCGUGAGGGGCUUUCUGCUAGGUUCCUGGGGCUGCUGUCCACUUGCCCCAGGGAGGGAUGUGAGCGGCUUCCCUGCUCCCUCUUGACCACCGAAGCGUCCCUUGGUUUUUCUUUGACUUGUUCUCUCUGGGCUCCCUGUGGUGGACCGGCCUGGGGAAUGCACUUGGCAGAUCCUAUCUGAGGUGACCUUGCCUUUUUUUUUUUUUUUAAAGCAAAACUUUCUGGGUGACAAAGGCAAAGGGGGCAUCCAGCCCUGGUGUCCCAGGUGACAGCUGGUCCCCAGCAGGGACCUUCCAGGUGGUUGGGUCUGUGCAGGCCCCUGAGGUGGGAAGACUUUCCUGGUCUGGGAUGAGGGGUGCAGAGCGGCCCGCUUUCUGAGGAGCUGCCCUGGAAAGGAUGGUUCUGGGGCAGCCGGCAGUUGUCCAUGGAGCCCUGUGGCCCAGCCGGCCUGUGUGUGCAAAGCUCUGGCCCCCACCGCAGCACCCUCCCUGUGGCUCGUUCUGCAGGGUGCUCAGGAGAGAAACUAGCCGUAGGGGACUCAUCUCUCCAUUUGAGCCUAUGAGCAGAGUGCUGGCCUAGACACAGCUCUCAGACGUGCUCAGGCCGGCUUCCCCCAGCCUCCAGACUCCCCGGCUCCCCUGCCCUCCCCUGCUGCCCACUGUGUGCUCCUGCCCGCGCGUACCCCGAGAGGUGCAGACACACGCACACGCAGCCUGGCUGCCUCCCUCCCUCCCUCCCGCUCCUUCCUGCUCCUGACCCGCCAGCCCUGGCCUCUAACCGUUGGUCUUGGUGCCAGUACUCUGUCUGAAGGCCAGGAUGCAGACUGGCCUGUCUUGGACUUACUGUGCUAUCAUUUGAUGUACUCUGAUUGGCUAGUUUUGGUUCGUUUUUACUGUAUAUUUAUAGUAAUAAAAUCAUGCAGCAAUA